GGUAUUUUGGAGCUUGCAUGAACAGAUUCGCUCUCCAAAACACAGCAGACCCCAAAUGUUUCCCUCAACCUCGCUGCGCUUCCACGUCAUCGUCCAUCAUUUUCUCGCCCCCUCUCUCUCUGUAACCCAAAUCCUUAAAACUGCUGCAAGUCCUCCUCGUUACUAUUUGAAACGGCGUUGAGUGAGCAGCUGGAAGCCGUCCUGAGCAGCGUUAUAUAUCCGACAUGAGGCUGGGACUCGCCGCUCUGCUGUGUUUCUUCAGCUUCGUGUGGCCGUCGGACUGCGCGCCUCCGACCUGCUACUCCAGAGCAGUCAGCCUGAGCAAAGAAGUCAUGGCUCUGCUGGAGAAAAUACACACGUACCCUCGCACGAAAACGUGCGCUGAGGUCCUACCGGUGAUCUUCAUUGAUGUGCAUAACUCCUGCAUCACAACCAAACUGCGUGACUUUCUCUACGUGGUGCUGAACCAUCCUAGCCCGUCCUGCAGAGAGCGUCCCAGAAUGGUGCUGCUGAAACGUAAAAUCCAGAACUUGUACUCCAUCAUCACCAGAAUUUGUUAUCGAGACCUGGUGUUUUUCGUAGAUGACUGUGAUGCUAUUGAUACUGGACACAGUAGCCCUUACUUUGCAGAGGACAGGCUUCAGCUACUGCAAGAGGAGAGAUGAGCAACACACAGAGCAGAUGACUGUUGGUGUCUUACAUUCAUAAAAACACAUCAGCAAUAUGUAGAAUGGUAAAGCAUGCUGUAUACACACCACAGCUUGCACUGCAUUAGAUGCAUCGUAAGCAACACACACACAGUGCUGUUUCAUGUCGUACCUAGUUGGCUCUGUGUUAGCCGCAGACUCAUGUUAGUGGACAUUUGUGGCUAUAUUCCAGCCAGGAGUGUAGAACUUUCCACAGGAAAUUUGCUGAAUGCCAACCAUGCCGAAGAAAACCUUGAAAUAAUAAACCAAUAAGAGUUGCUUGUGAACCGGGCUUAACCGCUGCUUACUUACUAGGGCUGAUCAAAGCUUCAUGUGUCAUUAAGAGAAAUAUGUUGUGUUGCCAUAACCCUUGGUCUGACUGACAUGUCUUAAAGGAGCACUGUACAGCAUUUUGUAAAACAUGGUAGUUGAAAAUGUUAUGUAAGGAAAACUUCCUCGCACUCGGUUGUACAGUGUGUCCCUUCAGAAUUUUCUCACAUAGAACUUUUUUUAAAACUUUAUUUUAUACUAAAGAUGUUAGGACAGUGCUGCUGCUUGUACUGAAUAUGAAAAUAAUAGAGCCAUCACUGUCAUAGACAUAUUAGAAACAUGCCUGUUUGUAUGUAUACUUAAUGACAAUCUAUAUAUGUCUCACACUAUGUAAUAAAACUUUAUGUAUCAA
Messenger RNA from Morone saxatilis (striped sea-bass), 1368 nucleotides. It is a transcript of the gene cytl1, whose product is annotated as cytokine-like protein 1. The transcript has 4 exons. NCBI's taxonomy places the organism in Eukaryota, Metazoa, Chordata, Actinopteri, Moronidae. Gene Ontology annotation, biological process: positive regulation of transcription by RNA polymerase II. The coding region runs from base 225 to 665 and encodes 146 amino acids. The record is from RefSeq and is a predicted model, not a curated record.